AUGUCUCUUUUCCGAAUCGAUAAAAGCCUACUACUGAUGAAAAUGAACUAUUUUUUUGGAAUAGGUGGUAAGGAUAAUUAGUUUAUAUACUUAUUUUAUAGUCUUCAAAUCAUAACAUAGGUAGAUAGUUAAAAAUCGGCAAAAUUUUACAUACCAGUAGGUUUUACUGGCGGUCUGUUUUAACUAACGUAAUUACCCUACACAAUGUUAUUUAAUAUAUCGGGGGUGGAUUCAGAGAGGCGGGGUAGACUAUAUUUUAAUAAAAUAAAAACAAAGACGUCGUAGGACGAGUUUUAUAGACGGGUGCCACCACUGUUAUAGGUAAUUUAAUGUAUACCUGUAACCAACGAUAAACUAUUGCUAACGAAAAAACGAUUCUGAGCGCAGUUCAGUUGAUAGUGAUGCUUUGUCAACAAUAUAUAUGUCAUAUUAUGGAAAAUAAUUAAAUAGGCAUUAAUUAUUUUCUUUACAAUAUGUGUUUAAUAUUGUACCGAUUUUCUCAUGUUUUUUUUCCGAUUUUUCCCAUUUAUUAGGAAAACUCCUGGGAAAAAUCGAAAAAUGACCUCUUUAAAAUACCUUCCCAGUUAAAUUUUAUUUUAGAAAAAGUGUCAUAAUUUUAAAUCGGAACUAAAUUGCUGGAAGAAAAGAUGUACACAGAAAUUAAGGCCAUAAUAUUUUUUUACUAAUACCUACAUUUCGUACAUUUUCAGUUUUUUCGACAUUUAAUCCAGGUUUUACCCAGAUAUAAGAAAACGCUUAAAAAAUCAAUAAAAGACUUCUCUAAAUUAUCACGGAGAUAAAAUUUCCUUUUAGAAAUUAAACUUAACUAGACAAAUCAGAGCAAGAUUUCUGGUAGAAAAGUUUACAUAACAAAUCGAGGGGUAUUUUGCGAUUGAAAUAUUCCGAGAAAGCGAUUGCUUGGGCCUCUGGGUGCAUCCAAAAUUCAUUUUUUUUCCUUUGUUUAGUUAAAAGGGAAAAAAAUACGAAAAAUUUGUUUGUCACACAGGUUUGAACUCUGAACUCUUAGGAUCAUAAUAAGCUUAAUAACCAUUAGUUUACAAUAAAUAUGGUGCGAUUUAAAGUUAUUUAACAAAACAUAUAAUAUCCGCAUAAUAUCAGUACUUCAAAAAGCUACAAUUUUGAAACUUAGUCAGUUCGCUUAAUUUUUGCUUCACCAUUAUUCUUAAAUAGGCAAUAUUCAUAUGUUCAAAAAAAAAAAAAUUUUACAACAUUAUUUGUCAAAAUUUGAUAUUAAAAUUCCCUUAUAAAAAAAAAAAUACUACAUUAAACUCAAUUUUUUUUUUUAUCACAAAGUAAGACUCUUAAUGAACCUCCUGUUCAAUUUUGAUUAAUUUCUGUUCAUGUCUAACAAUUUUAUCACAGAGUACCUACCGAAUAAAUAUUACGUACAAAACUCUCAAAAUUAAAAUGUCUAAAAAAUACAUCAAAAAUGGCCUAAACUUUUUAAAAUUUUACCAUGUCUACAAAAGAAGAAUAUAAGUUUUUUUUUCAGAUUUUAAGUCCAUCAAGUUGAUACAAAUAUUUUAAACAAAAUGUUAACAAAAAAAUCAAAAUGUUUAUAAAAACCUAAAAAUGGCUUAAAUGUUUUGAAAUUUUACCUCGUUUAGAAAAGACAAAUAUAAAUUUUCUGUCCAAAUUUCAAGUCUCUACGAAUAUUUUUAUCUGAGUUACAACAAAUAACAAAAUUGAAAAAUAAUAAAAGCAUUAUUUUCGUAAAUUUCCCGUUUUUCUUACGUUUUAUCCUGAUUUUUUCCAAAUAUUAGGAAAAUCACUUGGAUAAUCAAAAAAUGAUUUCCCAAAAGUACCAUCUGAAUAACAUUCCCUUUCAGAAAUGAUGCCGCGCAUAUAUAUAUCUGAGUAAGAUUUAUGGUCGAAUUUUCGUACACAGGAUAAAAAAACAAAAAAAAUAUUAACGUCAUAGUAAAACCAAUACACUCUUCGCUACACCCAUAAUCUAAAAUUAGUAGGUAUCUGUUAAUAUGUCUUAUUUUUUAUUGUAUGCUUAAUUUAGUAUUUUAAGAUUAAGAUCAUUAUUUAUUUAUUUAUGAGUACUUAAGUAUACUUUAGUAUCUAAAGUAACUAUAAUGUACUAUAAUGUACAUUUGUACUUUUUGUUUGCAAAAAUAGGCGUAAGCUGUAUAAUUAUGUUACUGAAGUCAUUUAGGUUUGGUCGCUUAGAAAUUCAGACAUUAUCAAAAUUUAAUUUGAUUGAAUUGAAAACUAUACACUUUUGCAACUAAAUAAUGCAAAAAGUGCGAAAUAUUUCAAACUCAGCGAUAGCCCUACUCUCCGGCGGGUCUGAUAAGCGUGGACGCCCUAUCUCAGCAUUUAUAAUUUAUUUUUAUUCAUUAUAGUCUAUUGUACCAUUAUAUAUUUGGCUGUUAAUCUUUGUGAUUUGUUGUAAACAAUUUUAAUUAACUAUCCAUUGUCAUUUGUUAAACUGUUAAAUAUGUUAUUUAAUAUUAUCAAUAAGUUAGAUGACUUUUGUUAGGAACACUUUAUAAUAAAACGGGAAAUUUACGAAAAUAAUUUUUUUUUUUAUUUUUCAAUCUUGUUAUUUGGUGUAAUUUAGUUUAAAAUAUUUUUGGAGACUUGAAAUUUAAGUAGAAAAUUUAUAUUUGCUUUUUCUAGAUAUGGUAAAAUUUUCGAAACAUUUUUGCCAUUUUUCAGCUAUUUAUAGACAUUUUAAUUUUGCGAGCUUUAUACGUAAUUUUUAUUUGGUAGGUACUCUGUAGUAAAGUAGUUAGAUUAAACAGAAAUUCUUGAAAAUUGAAUAGAAGGCUCAUUAAGAGUAUUAUUUUGUGGUCAAAAAAAGAAUGUUUGAGUUUAAUGUAUUAUUUUUUUUUAUAAAGGAAUUUUAAUAUCAAAUUUUGACGAAAAUAGUUGAGUAAAAAAUGAUGUGGAACAAAUCUAAUUUUUCAAUGUUUUUUUUCGAACAUAGGUUGUAUAUGGUGAAGUCAUAAUUGAGCGGACAUAUUUAAAACUUCCAAGUGGCUUAAUAAAUUUUAUCAAAUCAAGUGUCUUAAAGAUAAUGUAUUUUAUGUUUCUUUACAAUUUUUCUAUGUUAAAAUAAAAUCAAUGAUGUCAAUAGAGGUACAAAAAGAUUAAUUUUUAAAUAAAUAUAUAUAUUAUUUCCAUGUAAAACGAUCAAUUAGUAUUAACUUUUUCUCUAUGUAUUCCUUCAUUUAUUUUUUCAUAUUCAGUCGCGUUUUAAUUUUUGACUGUGUGAUUUUAUCUGACGAUGAAUUUUUAAUUCUAAACCGGUCGUACAAAACACAUAUCAUAAUACUCCAAGCGACGAAUUUAUUUAUUUAUUUAUUUACAAAUAUUAACCAUUUAAUAAUUUUGUUUUUACUUUAUUAUUUUAUUAUUAUUUUUAAGUCGACUACAGGAAAUAUUAUCCAAUUACCUUCCGAAAGCAUUAAAAAUGACUUAAUUAACAAACAUAAUAUAUUAAAUUACUCAUCUACACUAGAUUACAGCACACCAGGGCAUUCACGUUGAGUAUAAUGUGGGUUACUCCCUCUCUUUAUAAAAAAUUAAACUGCGAUAAGUGAAAAAGACACAAUAUUGUUUUUACAGUAAACAAAUUAUUGUCUAUACGAUACAGUAGAAUCCGCUUAAUGAGGACACAUCGGGCGGCGACCUAUUUGUCCCCAUUAUCCGACUGUCCCGAUUAGCCGAACUGACGAAAAAAAAAACAACUUUAAAAAAACUAAAAAACUUUAUUUACAAAAUAUAUACAUACUUGAUUCAUACUUUAUUUAAAAAUUACAUAUUAUUAUUAGCAGUUAUACAUUAUAUUUACUAUUUAGUAUAAUUAUAUCGUAAAUUUAUUUAAUAUAUUAUGUACAUACUUAAUUCAUAUUUUAUUAGGCUGCAGAAAAUCGUUCAUUCUUCUUUGCUGUAAUUUUUCAAGACUUUGCUUAUUGAUAAAAUCUGCACAAACAUCUAGUGAAGUUGUUGGGACAUUUUCGUUUCCAUUUUGCANCUUCAUUUUGCAGACUUCUCUCAGCAAUUUCGUCAAGAAUAUUACCGUAAUUCUCAUUUUCAUUCUCAAGCACUGCACACCAUCAUCAAUUUUUAAAAAUAACUUCCCAUUUCCUACGCAUUGCGCUACAUUAUUUUUAAUAGAAACAAAAGGAGGAAUAGGUAGAUCAAUGAGUGUUCUGAAACCGCAAUGUGCAAAACAAUGCUGAAUGAAUGUCCUGAGGGGAAAAUUUUUUAAGAAUUUCCAGUAAUUUAGUUAAAGACCAUUCAUCAGCUCCGUUUGAAUCAGCACUUGAUUUUUCUCCGUGAAAUCGCUUGAAUUUAAUAUUAUUCCGAUCCUUCCAACCUUUUGUGGCCUUAAAAUUACCAUGUCCAAUUUUUUCAGCAAAAAAUUCAGCUUUCUGCUGUAACAUGGGGCCCGAAAUAUGAACACCAUGUUCUGUAACAGCACAAAAACCAUUCGUUCAUAGCUUUGUCUACUUCGGAAUCUUUGCCUUCCAGCUUUCUUUUUCUGUUUACUGGUGCACUAUAGCUGUCGUUUAAUUUUUCCCAUUGUUCACGAAUAGCUUUUUCAUUAUUUUUCAAUCGGCUUAGUACCGAUUUAGACGAGCCUAUUAAUUUCUCUAACUCACGAAGGCUAUGAGGUUGAGCCUUAAUUUUGUCCAAAAUGGAAAUUUUUUCAACCAACGUCAAGUCUUUACGAGACAUAAUUGUUACGCAUUAACACAAACUGGGAUCAAUAAAAAUUUUAAUAAACACACAUACGUCAACACACAGAGACGAAAGAACGUGAACUAAAGGUUUUCGAUUUUGUACGUAGGCUAAUUGACUCUUAUCGUGGUAGUAGAAGAUAAACGUGCAUUACAUUUGUACAUAUACGGACGUAUAUAAAAUAUAAUAGAGCCAUAAAGAUUAGAUAAUUACAGUUUCGAUAAGAAAGUUGAUAAUUUAGGUCAGAAUACCUAGUUAGACGCUUUUAUUUUUGUCCCUUAUAGCCGAUGGUUUGUCCCCAAUAAACGAAGUUAAAUUGCCUUAAACGAAUACAUUCGUUCGGGACUAUGCCAAUUUGUCCCCAUUAAGCGGUGUCCCGAACAAGCGGAUUCUACUGUAUAUACUUAAAAGCGGUUCGGUAUCGGUUUUUUUUUUCGUGAAAAACGGCAGUUCCCCAUUUUUGUCAAAAAUGUACCUUUCCCCUUUCCACUGAUUCACAUUUCCGUUAAAUUAUAAAAUUGGUUUUUUCCGCUAAAAUUGUAUGUUUCCCUUUUCCGCCAAAUGAAAAAUAUUAACAAACAAUUGUAUCAUCAAUUAUUAUUGUUGUAUUAUAAAAAAUAAAUGUCACUGUUGACAACGUGGUUCAAUUUAAAAGUAUCGACUUGAUUGCAUUGUAACGGUUUCAUUGUAUCAGUUUCGUACACUUCGUAUAACUGUAUCGACUGGUAUAACAAUUAACAAGCAACAUAAUCAAUAACGUUGGGAAAUGCGAUGAAUUUAUUAUUGAGUGAAAUCACGGUACGUGAUCUUACGACGGAAAAAAAAAUUAUAAAAAUAAGUUUGAACUUAUACUAUGAUAAAAAAAAGUGAUGAUAUUUUUGAUAUUUUUCGAGUAAAAAAAUGUUAUUAACAACUACUUUUACCUUGUAUUCAAUAAAUAAUAAAUACAAUUUUCAUCAUACAUAAAAAGAAAAAUCUUACCAAUUUGUAAUUUAUUUAUUUGUCUAAUUAAUAAUUGUAAUGUAUACAAUUGCCAAUUAAUAUUCGAAUAUUAGAUUAACUUUUUUCAUUUAAUCGACCAAUUAUACGAUUUGGCGGAAUCGUGAAUCUGCGAAAAAUGGAAAGGUACAUUUUUAGUGGAAACCGGCCAUGCCCGAGAAAAACAUUCAGCCCGGUCUUGUCCUGCGGUUUAUUUCAUCAAUCCGAUUCGGUCCUGGUGUUAAUAUCACUGUAUUGGUCCGGUUCGGUCUUUGAAAACCCGAAUCAUGCAGAUGAACUCUAUUAGCCACGGCUUGCGGGGUUUUAAUAGUGCCUCACUACUAUACCCCUACCCGAACACAAAGGUAGAACAUCUAAUCAAAGAGUUGACGGGGAAUUACGUAUUGUUAUUUUGUUACUUAACAAUUCUAGUUUAUGAAUACAGGUUUCUCGCCGUAUAUGCCGUUUUUGACGACAAUCGCUAGACAACGAGGCUAUUCGGCAUUCGUCGUCGGUUUUAUGAACAUGCUGCAGCCAAUUCCGGGGCUGGUGGCCAGGCCGAUCAUUGGUGCACUUACGGACAGAUACAAAUGCCGCCGUGCGGUGUUUAUUACUUCUAUUGUGCUAAUAUUUUCGUUGAUGUGUAUGCUAUGGGUAAUACCCGGCAAGACGUCGGAUAUAGAACUGAACGAUUUAGACGUGAUCAAGUCGCCGUUGUUUUGGUGGUUCUCCGGAACAAUUUCGUUAAUCAACGCCCUAGCAAUGGUGAAGACUGUACUGGAGGACACGAUUUGCGUGAAUCUUUUGGGUAAUUGAAAUAAACCAAACAAUUUAUUAUAAUGUCUGUAGUUAAUAUAAUUCAAUGUUUCAAUGUUUUGUAAAGACAUUUUAUGCGUGUCAGUGUGCAUUCUACAGCAUAAUCUAUCGCUCUGAAAAUUUGUAUACGCGGAUGAACUGGUUUUAGAACGGAAAUCAACCUCCCCAAAUGUGGCUCAUAUAUGAUGUGAAACUUUUUGUUUAUUUCUGGAUUUGGUUGGUGACCCGGGUGUAAUAAAAAGGGGGACAAACAAGACCGGUUCAAGAACCAAUUAGGCCCGAGGGAUGUAGUUUCAAAAGAUCCCCAUAAUAACGAAACAUUCUAAACAGGGAGAGAUGGAGAGUGACGUUAGUAUAACCAAUAUAUUCUUCACUACGUUCAUAGUCUUGUCAACAGUGCCAAAGAUAUUUUUAAAUUUUAAUUUAUUUGAAAGUAAUACUAUAACGAAAUUAAGUAUUUUUUUGUUUUGUUUUCUAUCAAGGCGAUCAAAAAAAUGAAUACGGAAAACAACGGUUGUGGGGAUCUGUCGGUUGGAGUUUCUUUGCCAUUGUUUCCGGAGUGUGCGUCGAUUGGUAUAGCGAAGGGCAACAUUUAAAAAAUUAUGAUCCCGCGUUUUUUAUUUCAUUGUUGUGUUUUGCCAUCGACAUGAUUUUGGUGUUAAAAAUUAAGGAAAGUUUAAACAUUUGCCUCACUUAAUUCACAAGAGCUUUCUAUGUUACAUGCUUACUCGUAUUUAUAUGAAAUCAACAUCCGAAUCAAUAAAUCGGUGUACUUGAAAACUACGAUUACUCGCAGUGGCGUAUCCAAAAUAUUUUUUUUUUUUGGGGGGGAGGGUCAUACAUUGUUUUUAAAAUGUAUACAUAGUACAAGUCGUACUAUGUAUACAUUGCGAAAUUUUACAAGAAUAUUAAAUUAACAUGUAGUUAUAUGAUUUUUUUUUUUUAUUUAUUUAUUUAGAGAUAUAAACAAUCAAGUCUUGAAAUUUAUAUUUUUUUAAAAACUAUUAUUUUAAGUAAUUAAAUUAUUGAUUACAAUUUACAAUAAGUAGGCACAUAGUUUUUUUGUUGAUUAUUAUUAUAAUUAUAGAAUAUGGCCUAUGGCCCACAUUAACUCGAAUUGAUAUAAGAUUUCAAAGAGAUUGAAGUACCUAGAUAAAAAAUUAAUAUUUUAUUUGAAUUUUUAAAAUUCUUUGCAUUAAAAAUAUUUUAUAAUAUAAUUAGAUAUUUUAUUGUGGUAAGUUGAAAAUUUCUUCUUGGAAAUAUAAAAGACGAAAAAAAUAGUUUUGUGUCUUUUAUAUUAAUUUUAAUUUAAUGAAAAGGUAACACUGUAAGUACCAAACCAAAUCAAGAGACAUGGAUUUUUCACUUCUUAUAAGUUUUCACUUAUCAGUGACAACUGAAAACUUAAUGACUGAAAAUGUGCUUAAUGUUUAGAUCACAGAAUUUCUGAAUUUCUGAUUUCUGAAAUUUUUGAAAUGUCCAAAAAUGUCCAUUUGGAAAUUUCUCAAAAAUAAAAUUUCCGAAAUUUAACAUUAAAUCGUCUAAAACAGACGAAUACGGAUAAUAAAUCCACGUAUAUUAAACCUACAUACGUUAGUACAUAUUUUUUAUUCCCGUGUACAUGCACUCUAUUUUCACGUAUUCAUAUAAAAAUGCACGUUUUUAAUCAAAGACCUCCAAAAUUUACUGUAUGAAUACCAAUUUAAAUAAGUUUUCCCCAUAUCAGGUUAUACAAGAGAACGAUAAUACAGUCAUGAAUUCCAAUGUUAGCAAAAUAUUCGCCGAAGGUAAAGUAAUCGCUUUUCUCCUUUGGGUCAUCAUGUUUGGAUUUUUCAUGUCUUUCGUAUGGAACUUUGUAUUUUGGUAUGCGAACAACGACAAUGAUUUCAUGCACCAUUUAUUCGCUGUCUUAUUCUGUAUAGGUACCUUGAAGACUUGUCCGAUCAAUACCACCCCGAAACGAAAUCGCAGAUGAAGACGCUUCAAGGUUUAUCGCUAAUUGUCCAAUGUUUUGCAGGCGAAGUACCGUCGUUUUUCCUAUCAAGUACAUGAUUUAUUGGAGGGCUAUACAAAUCCGAAAUGUAAAACCCCGGAAUGUAAUAACCUGGACUGUAAUCUUUCGGAAUAAAAAACGACGGAACGUAAAACUUCGGAAUUUAAGAUGCCGGACCAUAAAAGUCUGUAAUGUAAAACUGCGGAAUGUAAUAAUCUGGAAUAAAAAAAUAUGGUUCUCAAAAUUGUCAGUAGCGAGUCGUCAAUAACGAUGUCUAUCCAUGUAGCUGUUUAUGUCUAUCCAAGUAGCUCUCUUCAUGGUAUAUAAUCUAGGGUUAAAAUAUAUUAACAUGAAUUAUUUUAUCAACUGCUAUAUUUGUAAUCAUGGUAAUCAAAAGUAGGAACGAAUAAUAAUGAUAAUAUAAAUAUUUAAAUUUGAAAAUACAUAAAAUCAUUCUAAGUUUGUUAUCACGAUUUAAUAAUUUGCAGAGAAUUUAGUUUUCUAAGUUGUACAUUAUUUAGAUUUUGUUAUCUUCGGAAAAACUACCGAACGCAAGUUAAUUCAAGUUAGUAUAGCUAAGCUAUUUGAGAACCAUUGAUUUUUAUCUUUUUCCGGAUUUUUAUGUUCUGAAUCAUUACAGUCCGGAAUACUAAGUUCCGCAAUUUUACAUUCCGGUGUUUUACUUUCUGGAGGUAUACCGUCUGAGUGUUUACUUUCCGGAUUAUUAUGGUUUUAGACAUUACACUUUCUAGAAUUAUAUGGUCCGGGAUUUAGCAUUCUGGCGUUUUAUUUUAUAUAAUAUUACAGGACGUAUUACUUUCUGGAUUUUUAACGUUCCAGCCAAUUAUUUUCCGGGCAAUUACGGCCUCCCGUUUUAUUAAUUUUUUACUUUCAAUUUUUUCCAUUGUGUUUAAUCGCCGUAUUCGUAUCCCACAGAUUACGUAUUGAAACGUGUCAACCAAAUGACGGUGUUUUCGUUGAUGUUCCUCAUGUUCACCGUGGGUUUUUCAACGUACUCGUUUGUUAGAAAUCCACUGUGGACAUUGCCCAUAGAAAUUAUCAAUGGUGCCUCGUUUGGCAUGACAUUUUCGGCUGGCAUUUCCUACGCGACUAUGCUGGCACCGAUCGGAGCUGAAGGAUUUUUCCAGAGCAUGUUUAGCACCGCAAUGUAUGGAGUAGGUCAGUCAUCAAAUUAAACUGACGUAUAAAAAAACAUCAUUUUUGAGCCUGAAGGCUUUUGUUCGUGCUGUAGCGAAUUAAUCAUACAUGGUGAUUAAUCUAUUGUAAGACACUCAUUAUCUCGAAAAGUAUUUAUUUACUUGGAGCAUCAUUUGUGAGGCAGCACGGCGGAUAUACACCACUACUCUCUUUCGAUCCAAACUUACAAGUGAAAUUUCUUGUCAACGGAUUGACGGAAAUCAAAUAUUUCGACACCAUAGUAUUUAUUUGAACGUAUACUCCAUCUAUUUGUGUAAUUUUUAAUAUAAGUUGGCAUUAAAAUCAAAAGUAGGUAGUGAUUUUACCCCUAAUAUAAGAGUGACAAAAACAACAUAAAACUAAAAUUGGUCUCCUAUAAAUAUAUACAGUAGAGAAUAAUGUAUAAUGACAUUUUUUUAUAAAAUAUCGUAAUAGAAAAUUUUAUGUGGGUUUGAAAUUUAUAGACACCUUUUGUGGAGGAUUUGGCGGUCAACUUUUAAAAUCCAAAUAAAUUUUUUUUGUGAAUAUUUGAUUUCCGCCAACUUCUUGACGAGAUUUCACUUUGUAGCUUAGACAGGGACAGAGCAAUGGAAUACUGCGUGUGAAUGGUGGCAUAGCACUCGGAAAUCAAUAAUUUUAAUACAAAAAUUUACUUGAACAAAUACUCCAUUCAUACAUAGGAUUUUGAAUAUAGGUUGCCACGUGAAUUUCAAAAGUUGCCCCGCAAAUCCUUCCCAAAAAUGCGUCCAAAAACGUCAAACGCACAUAUAAUUUUCUAUUACACUAUUUAAUAAAAAUGUUUCAUUAUACCUUAUUAUCCAUUUUGUAAAGUCAUAGAAAAAAAUUAUUUUAACAUAAACUUCUGUACACACCUGUCUAUUUUUUAGUAGUUGUCAUGCAAUACAUGACUUCUUUGACCUUUAAAAACAUCCGAUGAAUAAUCCGUUUGUUUGAACAAUGGUGAAAAAUGACAGUUUUUUUUUAUUUAUACUUAUUUCAGCGAUUCCUAAACUUUUGUUGCACACGGACACCUGACGAAAGACUUAGAAAUCGUGGACCCCUUACCAAUACCUUUUGUUUAUAAAAUAUCUCAUGUUAUCAUAAUCAAUAUUUGCGGAUAAAGUCACAGCGAACCCCUGACAUGAAUAUCGCUGACUCUCAUAGUGCCGUGGACCACAGCUUAAGAACCGCUAAUUUAUAUAAUAAUAAUAAUAUGGUCUCGUACGAUUAAUCCAAAAUACAUGUGUGACCAUAUAUUAUAUAUUUGUUUUUUUUUUGUGUAUGUGUUUUCCGCAGGAGCGCCUGUCGGAAGUUUAACCGGCGGUUUUAUGUUCAAAAACUUGGGGAGCAUCAAUUCGUUCAGACUGCUUGGAUUGAUCGCAUUCGUCAUGUUUGUGUCACAGACCACCGUCAACUAUAUCUUAAACCGUUUGAAUGGAAACGAAGACACCAAAGACACGUACACUGUAGUCGCCAUUGAAGAAAACGCUGAAAAAGUCACGAUUUCCGCAUAG
Cinara cedri is the source of this 11220-nucleotide messenger RNA. The record is from the annotation of a GenBank genome assembly. NCBI's taxonomy places the organism in Eukaryota, Metazoa, Arthropoda, Insecta, Hemiptera, Aphididae.